AGGGGGGCGGUGACGGAGGGGAAUUCCCGCUAGUCUGUUCGAACAAAUAUUACUUUUUCUGUCCACUGUCACCCAUUCAGCUCGGGGUUCUCUAAGACACGAUAACCUGUGAUACGUCUGAGAGUGAGUGUGUGUGAGUGUGUGAGCAUCAUGAAUGUUCUUAUGCCCUCCAUACUAGGGGACGAUCCACACCUAAUGGCUGAGCCGGCGGUCCAGAUCUUCGAGCAGCCAAAGCAGAGGGGAAUGCGCUUCAGGUACAAGUGUGAAGGGCGCUCAGCUGGCAGCAUCCCUGGAGAGAAGAGCUCUGAUAACAACAGGACUUACCCCAGUCUGCAGAUCCUGAAUUACUCUGGUAAGGGAAAGGUGCGAGUUUACUUGGUGACGAAGAACGAGCCGUUCCGACCGCAUCCACACGAUCUGGUGGGGAAGGACUGCAAAGACGGAUUCUACGAGGCCGAGUUUGGUCCUGACCGCAGAGUGAUCGCUUUCCAGAAUCUGGGUAUCCAGUGUGUGAGGAGGAGGGAAGUGAAAGAUGCAAUCGUACAGAGGAUCACCAGAGGGAUCAACCCCUUCAAUGUGCCACGUGAACAGCUGCUGCAGACUGAGGAGUACGACUUGAACGUGGUUCGCCUGUGCAUCCAGGUUUUCCUGCAGGAUGAGAACGGCCACUACACCCGAUCACUCAACCCCAUUGUCACCAACCCCAUCUAUGACAACAGGGCCCCAAACACAGCAGAGCUGAGGAUCUGUCGGGUCAACAGGAACAGUGGCAGUGUUAAAGGAGGAGACGAGAUCUUCUUACUGUGUGACAAAGUACAGAAAGAUGACAUUGAGGUGCGUUUCUUCUCCUCUGAUGGCUGGGAGGCCAAAGGCUCCUUCUCCCAGGCUGAUGUUCAUCGCCAAGUAGCCAUUGUCUUCAAGACUCCACCCUAUUACAACACCUCCAUAACAGAGUCGGUGACCGUGCACAUGCAGUUGCGGCGACCCUCCGAUCAGGAAGUCAGCGAGCCCAUGGAUUUCAGAUAUCUGCCCGAUGACAAAGAUCCUUAUGGCUACAAUGAGAAAAAGCGCAGAAGAGAGCACUUGAUGAAGAUAUCAGGAUUGUCAGGUGGUCCUUUUGCUGGUCUAGCUAUGAACAGGCCAAAGGCAGUGGCACAGAGUAGCAUGAGUCAUAUGCGGAAAGACCUCAGCAACAUGUACCUGAGACGACAGCCCACACCUACAAUGCAGCAGCAACCUUCUAUAUUCAACCAGUCCUAUCAACCAGGGCCUCAGAAUGUCUUAAUGACAUCACAGGCUCCCAAUUUACAAAUCAACCAACCAUGGGUAAAUCCCAACCCAGCACUCUCAAUGGAUACAGUCACCAUAAACCCUUCUGGUGUCAUGAGCAAUCUGCCACGUCCUAAUAGCAGCAGACAGCAGCAGCCAAACCAUACAUCUGGUUACCCCCAUAGAGUGGAGCACAACAGCUGUGAGAAUAACACUCUCCCCCAGCUCUCCAUGAGGGACUUGCAGUGCUUGGAUACAGUCUCUCAGGUGUCUACAAUGAACCAGUCAGAGUCCCAGCCACUCUUCCACCUGCAGCACCAAAGGGAGGAGCUAGCCUCUGAGACCCGGGCCCAGAACCAUCUAGGCAACCAGAACCAAGGUCUCCAGACUGUGUGGCCCAGUUACAAUGUCCAAAAUCCGGUCCAGAACACCUUCAAUGGGUCAGCACAUGGCGGUGGAGGGGGGUCACAGGGGCUGAGCACUUUCCCCUUCUUAGAGGGAAUGGAAGGGGAUGAUUUUCUGAAGGGCCUGGUGGAAGGAGGCUCUCAGACUGGCUUCCAGCUGAAGCAGGAGCCCCACAUCACAGCGGGACAAGAGAGCCAUGCUCCUCACAUGCAGUCACCAAGGGAGAGUCAAGGAAAUACUUACACCAACUUGCUUCCUCGUCCUAUGAGCAAUGGCACAAACAUGGAUCCAAUGAGGCAAGAUGGUAGUGGCAGCACCCAGGCUCUCAAAAAUCUGCAGAAUCCUUACUCAAACAACGGCAUGGGCACAGAGGGUCACUUUUCAACUUUGGCUGACUGGAUCAGAGCAACUCGGCAAAGCGACUGAAGGAGCGACAUAUUUGGUAUCAAAGAAUAAAAGAAGUAGCUCCACUUCUGUUUUAUUUAGCCCUGCGAAGCCAAAAAUGUUGUCUCUCCCAUUCUGACCUGGGAAGGCUCAGUGGGUUUUUGCUUGGGUUGUUACAUCUGUGGGCAUAAGACCAAAUUCCUGGCAGCCAUGUGGGUCCAUAACAAGACCAUGGCAUUGUUUCUAGUUGGUGUUGAUCUAACUGAUCAAUAUCAGUUAAUCACCAUCAUCAUCAUCAGAAUGCUUGGUACAUCUAAUUGGACAAAUGUGGCACUUGGUAGGUUGUCUUUGGAAGUGCAUCCAAUUAUUAAUCUGUAAAAACACCUUUCCUCCAAAAUUUGUCAACCAAAUUUGGUGCCUUGGUAAAUUCAAGACAAGAUGUAAGUCAUGCAGUUGCAGAAUCUUGCCUCAUUUUAUAUCAAAGAGAUUUUGUUUCAUGAUUGGUUGAUUGAUUCUGUACAAGUUCCAUCCCAACCAUUAACCUCUAAAAUGUUUAAGAAGUGUCCAGCUGCAUCAUCGCUCUAAUCACUCUGCCAGAUUCACUGAUUGAUUUGGCCUCCACCUGCUGGUGUUCUCCAAACUAGUCAAUAAAACCAGGUUUCUGUGAGGCAAAGACCUGUGUGUGGACGAACCCUGCCUCAGGCUGUAAUGAUGAUAACACUCUCAUCAAAUGACACACUGAUGGUUUCCUAGCGAGAGUUAGAUUUCUGGAGAGGUGAAUGUACUACUUUCUUUCUUUGUUUUUCUCAGGUGACGUUGGAUUCACUGUCAACAUACUGUAUAGAAAAUGAUUUGUUGAGUGUUUGAUGUUUAAAAAUAAACAGGGGUAAAUGAUAUUAGGGAUUUUAAAUGGACAACAUAAAAAUUGCUUUUUUUAUCACAGGUUUGCUAGUUAUUGCUUUUUAAAAAAUUCAUACAUAUUAUACGUGUCAGUUAAGGUGUGCCACUGUUUUACUGAAUUUGAUUGAUUUUUAACAGAGUAUUUGUUGUUAAGUGCACUCUGUAUAUACAUGUUCGCCAUAGUUGAGAGUGAAAGCAAUAACUGCUGAAAAACUCUGAACAGAACUGGCAAGGUACUGAAAUUUCCAUUGAGGAAGUGGGAGGAAGCACAAUGGUGUUUUUCCUCUGUAAUGACUAUGUCAUACCAGUGAUCGCAUGUGUUACCCAGAGUUCUCAGAGCAUUUUCUAUGUUUUAUAGAUACAGAUGUCAGUUUUUUAUGUUCUUGUUUUAAUCAUUGAACAGAUGCUUUUAGGGACAUUUGCGGAAAUUGCCUUGGUCAAGACCAAUUUGAUGGGACACAUGGUUAAUAAUGGAGAAUACUUGGUAACUGUGUCAACACCAGCCUAAUUCAUCCUAACAUGUUUUAUUACUUGUUUUUGGUCUUAAAUAAAAGUGAAUAUUUUUAUGUUUUUUUUUUUAAGUUUUGCUAUUUUGUGUUUCGUUUUUUUGUACAGGAUCAUUUCUUAAUAAAGAAUGUCAUUUUCCACA
Lates calcarifer (barramundi perch) is the source of this 3607-nucleotide messenger RNA. RefSeq names its product v-rel avian reticuloendotheliosis viral oncogene homolog (gene rel). Gene Ontology annotation, biological process: response to cytokine; innate immune response; regulation of transcription by RNA polymerase II. Gene Ontology annotation, molecular function: RNA polymerase II cis-regulatory region sequence-specific DNA binding; DNA-binding transcription factor activity, RNA polymerase II-specific. The transcript has 11 exons. Gene Ontology annotation, cellular component: cytoplasm. Lineage: Eukaryota; Metazoa; Chordata; Actinopteri; Centropomidae. The record is from RefSeq and is a predicted model, not a curated record. The coding region runs from base 151 to 2100 and encodes 649 amino acids.